ACUGCAGCGCCAACGACCUCGCGUCCAAGCUCAACGACCCACAGCAGAUGCACAUCUUUGACGAGAUGACCGACAACUGCCGCAUCAUCGAGGCGCUCAACCCGGCCGAGACCAAGACGAUCCGGUAUGUGCAGGCCAAGCCGGUGUUUCCGACGACGGCGCGCGACUUUCUUGUUGUGACGAGCGAGCAGCGCCUCGACGACGGGUCCAUUGUCAUUGGCACCAAGAGCGUCGAGCACGACAGCGUGCCGGUCGACAAGCAUUUUGUGCGCGCGCACACGCACGUGUCGGGGUACAUUGUUCGUCCGUUGACGCCGACGUCGUGCUCGGUGACGCUGAUCGUGCACAUGGACCUCGGCGGCUACAUGCCGGCGUACGUGAUCAACCUCUUGUCGGUGGCGUCGCCGAUCCAGUUGCUGAAGCGGUUCCGCGUUCUGUACGGUCGGUCGUAAACGGCAUCUUUGUUAUUAAUUUAUUGAUUUAUUCAUUUGAUGCAAGUAUUGUCA
This is a messenger RNA of Saprolegnia diclina VS20, 506 nucleotides long. RefSeq lists its product as hypothetical. The record is from RefSeq and is a predicted model, not a curated record. The coding region runs from base 48 to 452 and encodes 134 amino acids. Gene Ontology annotation, molecular function: lipid binding. Lineage: Eukaryota; Oomycota; Saprolegniomycetes; Saprolegniales; Saprolegniaceae. The transcript has a single exon.